UUUUGGGCUGUCAGAAUUCACCAAAACGAUAACAAACUUCGGCUUGUUGUGGCUACGUGUUUUUCCAGCAUACGAUAAAAAAAAUCUCUUCUGCAUGUUUGCACAGCCGGAAGCUCAUUUGCAUUAACUCCUCGGCUUGCGGCCGGUUCUGCAUUAACCAAAAAGCCAAAACAAAACGCGAAAGCACGUGUGCUGUAGUGACCAAAAGUAUGCGGUUUCUUGAUUCGCUGCGACGGCUAGAUGCUUACCCGAAGAUAGACAAUGAAUUUAGCAUACGCACCGUUAGCGGAGCGGCACUUACGUUGAUUAGCUCGAUUGUGAUAGUCACCCUAGUGAUAGGCGAAAUCAAUGCCUACCUGUCGCCGAACGUUUCGGAGGAGCUGUUCGUGGACACGACACGGGGACACAAGCUUAAGAUUAAUCUAGAUUUUACCAUCCCCAGAAUAUCCUGUGACUACGUUUCGUUGGAUGCGCAGGAUUCAACCGGCGAGCAGCAUUUGCACAUCGAACACAACAUCUACAAGCGAAGGCUGGACCUGCAGGGCAACCAGAUCGAGGAGCCCAAAAAGGAGGACAUUCAGGCGUCCACGAAACGUAUCUCAAGUACGGAGGCCCCGGCAACGACCACGGUCAAACCCGCCUGCGGUAGCUGUUACGGUGCGGCUAAAAAUGCGUCCCAAUGCUGCAACACCUGCCAGGAAGUUAUCGAUGCGUACCGCGAGCGCAAGUGGAACCCGAACGUGGAGGACUUUGAGCAGUGCAAAAACGGAAACGGCGGCAGUGUGGAAGGGAAAGCGUUCAGCGAGGGCUGCCACAUCUACGGCACGAUGGAGGUGAACCGGGUCGAGGGCCGGUUUCACAUUGCGCCCGGCAAGAGCUUCUCCAUCAACCACAUCCACGUGCACGACGUGCAGCCGUACUCGUCGUCCCGGUUCAACACCACGCACCGCAUCAACACGCUGUCGUUCGGGGAACAGUUCGGGUUCGGUACUACCCGCCCACUGGACGGACUGAUGGUGGAGGCCACGGAAGGUGCGAUGAUGUUUCAGUAUUACAUCAAGAUUGUUCCCACCAUGUUUGUGCCGCUGAAUGGACCGACGCUGUACACGAACCAGUUCUCCGUCACGAAGCACCAGAAAAGUGUGACGGCAAUGAGCGGCGAAACGGGCAUGCCGGGCAUUUUCGUCAACUACGAACUGUCGCCGCUGAUGGUUAAAUUUACCGAAAAGCGAAACUCCCUUGGUCAUUUCGCUACCAAUGUAUGUGCAAUAAUCGGCGGAAUCUUUACGGUGGCCGGCAUCAUCGACUCGUUGCUCUUUACCUCGAUACACGUGAUCAAGCGCAAGAUUGAACUUGGAAAGGCCAGUUAAUGCUUUCGGUCCAUGUCUGCAUUUACCAGUGAAUCUCCUUUUCUCUCUCUCUCUACACACACACAAACAUGCCCUCCAGUCGUUUUGCGGAAAAUGCUUUUUUUGUUCACCUACUACCACAGCACUCCUCUCUUUUAUUCGUAACAACGACGUCCACUAGUAGCAUGUAGCAAAGACGCUUCGCGUCCACCAGCCCCCAGUUAGAGGGUUUUCAGGAAGCGAUUGUAACAUUCCAUGUUCGAUUUAGCGACUUCAGCUACAAACUCCUCGUCCGUACCUUCGGCCAGUGAUUUUAGCGGAAUAUAGAGCUCCUUCUUGGGAUCGUACUGCACUUUGCCGAGAAAUUUAA
Molecule: messenger RNA, 1719 nt
Organism: Anopheles arabiensis
Lineage: Eukaryota; Metazoa; Arthropoda; Insecta; Diptera; Culicidae
Product: endoplasmic reticulum-Golgi intermediate compartment protein 3
Exons: 6
Coding region: 210-1370 (386 amino acids)
Biological process (GO): retrograde vesicle-mediated transport, Golgi to endoplasmic reticulum; endoplasmic reticulum to Golgi vesicle-mediated transport
Cellular component (GO): Golgi membrane; endoplasmic reticulum; COPII-coated ER to Golgi transport vesicle
Source: RefSeq, a predicted model, not a curated record